Molecule: messenger RNA, 717 nt
Organism: Strigops habroptila (Kakapo)
Lineage: Eukaryota; Metazoa; Chordata; Aves; Psittaciformes; Psittacidae
Gene: TMEM167B
Product: transmembrane protein 167B
Exons: 3
Coding region: 123-347 (74 amino acids)
Source: RefSeq, a predicted model, not a curated record
UCGGCUGCCUCGGCACUCGACUGGCCGCGCUGCGUGUUCCGGUGUCGCGUUGGCAGCGGGGACGCCCCGCGCAUGCGCAGCGCGGCCGGGCCCGGAGCGGAGCCGGGGGUCCCGCGGCCGCCAUGACCAACGUGUACUCGCUGGACGGGCUGGUGGUGUUCGCGCUGCUGCUGGUGUGCACGUGCGCCCACCUGCGGCACGUGCCCCGCGCCCGCGCCUGGCUCCUGCGCGAGAAGCGCGGCCUGUGGGGAGUCUGCUACAAGGCCGCCGUCAUCGGCACGCGCCUGCACGUGGCGGUGGCCGUGGCCUGUGUGCUCAUGGCCUUCUACGUGCUGGUGGUGAAGUGACCCCCCGGGACCACCCACGCAGCGAUGCAGAGCCCGGGGCCGCCCCCCGGCGCCCCACAGCCGGCCUGGGCCUGCCGGGGGGGCCCUGGGGAGCCGCCACGGCCCAGAGCCCUGCUCAGAGCCCCCUUGGGGGGCACCUCCGCACCCCCGGGGUGCGCAACGGGACCGGGGGCGCCUCCUCCUGAUGCUGAACCCAGUGGCUCGUGGGGGGGACGCUGCAGCCUCCCUCCAUGGGGACUUGUGGGGCUGGGCCCCCCCCGCCGGCGGGAUGUCCCCCCAUGGGGGGUCUGUCCCCUGUGGCCGUGGAUUUGUCACCCCCAGAUUGGGAAUGCUGGAAAUAAAGCGGGGGCCCCCCUGCGGGCAGCAGCGG